GCUGACCAAGAAAGCCCGCUAUUUUAUUGUUCAGUGGAGGGAUGCGUAAGUACCUUUCAACGCCACUAUAAUCUUGAGCGCCACUUGCAUUAUGAAAAAUGCCAUUUUCUCGAGGAGAAACACAGCCUCUUAGACAAGGCGAAGAUGAUGUACUUCGAAAAACUCGAAGAAGGUGCCAGUGCACAGCCUUUUAUAGCGGGCUCAGUUGAGGUAGAAAAGAGGGCGGGGCAUCUGCUAUCACCGGGUUGGGCCCUAAGUUUAACUAAAAAAAGUUCUAGAUUCAAUUUAACGAAAUUAAACGAAAAGUUCAAGAUCGGUGAACAAACUGGACAUAAAACAGACCCGGAAGACGUGGCUAGAGAUAUGAGGCACGCAAAAGAAGAAGAUGGCAGCCGCAUGUUCACACCAGCUGAAUUCCUUUCACCUCAGCAAAUUAAAUCCUAUUUUUCAAGAGCUGCAGCGAAGUUACGUCAGUCCGAAAGUUGCGAUGAUGCUGAUGAGUGCGAUGUUCAAGCCGUUGAAGAGGAAGAUGGGUACUCUUCUGUGCGCUCUCAUAUAAUCCAGGAAUGCCAGCUUGUUCAUCCAGUCAUGUAUGACACGUACAAUCUGUGUGAAAUGUGCGAACAAAGGAAACUGACCAAGCUCAGCGUGUCAAUGUUGCAUUUAAUAUGCUGUUAUUUUGAUCUGAAGUGCGAAGGUGUUUCACUGAAACGUAAAGCACCUUACGUAAAAUUGAUUGAGGGCCUUGUAAAAUCGUGCUCCUGCAACUAA
Messenger RNA from Porites lobata, 771 nucleotides. The record is from the annotation of a GenBank genome assembly. NCBI's taxonomy places the organism in Eukaryota, Metazoa, Cnidaria, Anthozoa, Scleractinia, Poritidae.